CAUGAAUGUAUAAAUCCAUCGAGCAUAACAAAUAAAAAGCAAGCAAGACGAAAUCACUUUCUUAUGUAAUUAAACUCAUUCGUCUUCAAGGAUAGGAAAGAAGAAAAAUCUGAAGCGAAACUCAAUCAGUUAAAUUUUUCCUAAGGGAAUUCGUGCGAGUGAUUUAACAGUCAGCAUCUUAAAGCUCAACCAUGGGCUCGACCAAUUUCAUAACAACUGAGUCUUCAUUCUUGGACGAGGAAAUAAUAUCGGAAUUCUCAAAUAGCAAUUUUUCCUUAUACAACACUUUCGACGACAUUGAUAACAAUUCAGAUUACCGCAUGAACUGCCCAACAGCUGGGCCAAAUAGUCUCGGCCGAUAUAUAUCAAUGGUCUUGUACACUGCUGUUUGUGUCAUUGGACUUUUUGGAAACAGUCUGGUCAUUUAUGUCGUGUUGCGGUUUAGUAAAAUGAAGACAGUGACAAAUUUAUACAUCUUGAAUCUAGCGUUCGCAGAUGAAUUCUUUCUCAUAGGUUUACCAAUUCUAAUUUAUACGAUGCAUUUAAAUGAAUGGAUUUUUGGCGUAUAUUUUUGUAAGCUUUACAUGAUCAGCACAUCUAUCACUCAAUUCACAUCGUCGAUUUUUCUUGUCAUUAUGUCGGCUGAUAGAUUCAUUGCUGUUUGUCAUCCGAUAUCUUCACCACGUUUCCGCACACCGCUCGUUUCAAAAAUUGUGUCACUGAUUGCCUGGUGCAUAUCUGUUUUUCUGAUGCUACCGAUAAUUCUUUACUCGACAACUCUACAAAAAUACGAUGGGAAAAUGUCAUGUAACAUUGUCUGGUCUUCACAGAAUCCUAGCGGAAACAUGACAGCAGAUGAUGAGGGUUUUAUCCAAUAUGAUGGUUCCAUAUUCACUUUGUACACUUUCACUUUAGGCUUUGCCAUACCACUGAGCUUGAUUCUGAUUUUUUAUUACCUGGUAUUGAGAAAGUUGAGAACUGUCGGGCCUAAAACAAAGUCAAAAGAGAAGAAGCGUUCUCAUCGUAAAGUUACCAAGCUUGUUCUUACUGUCAUAGCUGUCUAUGUUCUUUGUUGGACUCCCUAUUGGGUCAGUCAAAUGGCGCUUAUUAAUUCACCACCUGAAUCAUGUCAAUCAAAACUGGAAAUAACGAUGUUCAUUUUGGUUGGAUGUCUCGGAUAUUCCAACUCAGCAAUGAAUCCGAUACUUUAUGCAUUUUUGAGUGACAACUUUAAGAAAUCUUUUAUGAAGGCAUUCACUUGCGCAAAAACAAAGGAAAUCAAUGCACAGCUUCAAGUUGAGAACAGCUUUUUUCCCAGAUUCGGUCGUAGUCGUAAUUCUGAAUGCCUUACAACAAAACCGACGAAACCUACAAACUCAAAUAACAUUUCAAAGCUCACUCAAUCAACUAGAUUCGGAACUACAGUUGAAUCAAUUCUAGAUGCAACAUACAAUAUUAAUGAGAAUGUAAACGAAAACGGUCACAAAAAUGGCCAUCCCCAAAUCUCAGAUGGGACUUUCUUAAACAGUGCCAAUGCAGCUGAGACUGAGAGCUUCAUUGAUGAAGAAAAUGAGCAAGAACUAGAAAAUCAGAACAACGAUAAUUUAAUUUGCAUUAUUAACUCAAACUCCGGCGAUCGACCUCCCGUUCUUCACACCGACCUAUAAGAAAUGCUCUAAUAAACUAUAUUGCAUUAAAACGUUGAACUGGGAACAAUGAUUAAUUAAAUGGCACACCACAUUAAACAGACAUCGUAUAAAUUUAUUUUUCCAUUAUGCUAUCAAAAAACAUGAGGUAGAAAAUUUUCCAAAGAAACAUUAAAACGAAGGAACUUUUAAUACAAGAGAAUCAAUGCAUCUAAUUGGCAUAUCAACAAUAAAUCAGAUAAACAUCUAU
Clunio marinus is the source of this 1896-nucleotide messenger RNA. The record is from the annotation of a GenBank genome assembly. NCBI's taxonomy places the organism in Eukaryota, Metazoa, Arthropoda, Insecta, Diptera, Chironomidae.